Messenger RNA from Dromaius novaehollandiae (emu), 4228 nucleotides. It is a transcript of the gene ANKRD34C, whose product is annotated as ankyrin repeat domain 34C. NCBI's taxonomy places the organism in Eukaryota, Metazoa, Chordata, Aves, Casuariiformes, Dromaiidae. The record is from RefSeq and is a predicted model, not a curated record. Bases 176 to 1777 code for a protein of 533 amino acids. The transcript is spliced from 2 exons. Gene Ontology annotation, molecular function: protein binding.
GGAGCCCGACAGCCUUGCCGACUCCCAGAGGGACAGCGGGAAGGGACAAGGCACCUGCACCCGGGCUGGGACCCUCCAGUGACACCGUGGAUGGGCGACAGAGGAAAAGGAACAAGGGGAAAUGGAGCUGCAGGCUGACACCGCCUUUCCCUGCCAGUGAGCACCAGCCAGGGCCAUGGACGAGGCAACGGAGCUGCAGAUGGGCGGGAACUCCCUGCUGAAGGCAGUGUGGCUUGGUCGGCUCCGGCUGACCAGGCUCCUGCUGGAAGGGGGGGCUUACAUCAACGAGAGCAACGAGAAAGGGGAGACUGCCCUCAUGGUGGCCUGCAUCACUAAGCAUGUCGACCAGCAGAGCAUUAACAAAGCCAAGAUGGUGAAGUACCUGCUGGACAACAGAGCUGACCCCAACAUCCAGGACAAGUCGGGGAAGACCGCCCUCAUGCACGCCUGCAUCCAAGGCGCUGGGGGAGACGUGGUCUCCCUGCUGCUGGAGAACGGGGCAGACCCCAGCCUAGAGGACCACUCUGGGGCGUCAGCUCUGGUCCACGCCAUCAAUGCUGACGACAAGGGUGUGCUGCAGCAUCUCCUCAAUGCCUGCAAAGCGAAAGGGAAGGAGGUGAUCAUUAUCACCAUGGACAAAUCAGCCUCUGGCACCAAGACGGCCAAGCAGUACCUGAACGUUCCCCCGUCGCUGGAGUUCAAGGAGAAGCCACCCGCCGAGGCCUGCGCAACACCCUCCGACAUCAACCUGAAAACACCUGUCUCAGCACCUUCCCCUGCUGAGAAGGAAAACAGCAUUUUUGGCUCACAGCCGGCACAUCCCAGAGACAGCCAUUCUGCCAAGGCUCCCAACGAGCCACCCUCUCCCAGCCGGAAAACCUGCAAUCCCAAGAGAGCCCGUUUGCCGCAGCUGAAGCGGCUGCAGUCAGAACCGUGGGGUCUCAUCGCGCCCUCAGUGCUGGCUGCUUCCACGAACAACGACGACGCUAAGCGGGUCUGCACAGAUGAUGAACUAAUCAUGGGCAUCAGCGACCUGUCAUUUUCCAAAAAGGCUCCUCUAGCUAGGACCAACAGCAGCAAGAGCAAAGACCCCUCUCUCUUCCCCCUGGUAGAUGAGCAGGCUCUGAAGACACCAUCAGCUUCCGGGUCAGUCACAAGGAAAACGGUUUACGAGAAGAGUCAGGCUGCCCAUCAGCGCUUGCCCCGAAGGAGCACAGCCCCUGCGGAGUCAGAGAGCAUCGGCUCCUCCGCUGUGGGCUCAGCAGCGGCAGUGGACACGCUGCACUGGAGGAGGCUGGCCACCGAGCACCAUGGCUCUGACUCGCAGCUCUCCUGCAGCAGCACCGGCCCGGCCGAUGCGGGGAAGGUGCCUUCGGAGAGGAGGAAGAGCAACGGUUCCCACCUGGCUCUGUUCAACGGCUCGCGAGAGUCCCUGGACAGCAUCUCCAGCACAUCUCCCGGGACAGUCCGUCGCCGACCGCCCAACCUGCUGGAAAGGCGAGGGUCUGGGACCCUUCUGCUAGACCACAUCUCUCACACGAGACCAGGAUAUCUGCCACCGCUGAACGUGAACCCCAACCCCCCAAUCCCUGACAUUGGCUCCAACAGCAAAACUUCCUCCCCACUCACUGCUGGCUUAAAGUCCCUGGUACCCGUUGCUCCUAGCUCACCCAAAAGGGGUGACUUGAGAACCAAAAAGAAGCUCCUCCGGAGACACUCCAUGCAAGUGGAGCAGAUGAGGCAGCUCUCUGAUUUUGAGGAAAUAGUGGUCCUGUAGUUACAUGGCAGUUUAUCUUCCAGAAAGUUUACCAAAUCAAUGUCCCCUCUGUAGAAAUGUAAAUGAUGGUUCCUGAACACAGCAGUCACCCGGCUCUGGGGGAAGCACUGGCAGCUAAGGGGGUGUCUAGACCUGCAUGCGGGGUUGAAUGAGGAGAUGCUUGCGCCCGGUUUCCAGACCUGUAAAGAGAACUAGGGAAUCACAGGCAACAGGGAAUCAAGCCCAAACAUUUAAAGAAUCCUCUGCUCUUAAUUCCUUUCUGGACUUCCCCCAAGAGCAACUAUCUGAGAUCCGUUCUCAGAACAUCUGAGAUAUAGUCAAGCUGCACACAAAGGCUCCUGGCUGUGGUUCAUUUCUUCCUGAUUAUUUAUGAUCCAUUUCUGUUCCAUCCCACUCGUUCUGACACAGAAACCAGUCUGGGAGCCCCGUGUCAGGGAGCCACAGGGAUGAUGUAUUUGUGAAGUGCCUAUGAGGAAGGAAAGGAGCUUAAUGCUGUGAGAGGCUGGAAGAACAGAAAUAACCCUCCUUAGCAAUUGAAUGUAUUUAUGCCUUCACUGUGCUGGAGAAGGGAGACAAUCCUCUGCCUCAGAGAUAUCCCAGCACUUUGAAACCCCAGAUGCUGAGUUAAAUCUGUUACCGGUGCAACCCAGUGUCUUCAGUGGGCUCGCAUCUGGAAUGGAUUUGCCUCAGCUUCUCUAAAGUAACUCAGACUCAGAGGCAUUUCCCACCGCACUGAGCAAUUGCAAGCACUGAAUUCCCCCCCAAGGAGCACUCCCAGCUCCGUCUGUACGGGAAGCUUCGGCGAAGGAUGGGGUGACGCUCGGCCCGGGCUGCCGUCACGGGGUGGGCUCCCAGCGGGGCCGCGCGCGAGGCACCGCAGCGUCAGGCCCCGGGCACGGCCCUGAUCCCCGGCUGCCUGGGAGCUGCAUCGCCAGCGAGCAGCGCGCUGGAGAGGGUUCAUCCCGCAGCGAGGGAACCUGCGGACGCAGCACCGCAGCCAGGAUGCCUCUGUUCUGCUCCUCCACCGCAAUAACGGUCCUGGGGCCAAUGGCCCUGCAGAAGCAGAGCCAAGCGAGGGAGGAGGGGAAGGACUGGGGGGGCCUGGGCCCAGGCAGGAGGAAGGGGCAGCCAGGAGAGGAGCCUGCCCGGUGCUGCUGCCCGCAGCAGCUUUCUGCACAGCCUGGUCCUGAUGCAGCCGGGAAAUGUCUGCAGGGCUGGCGGUGGGAAUCUGCGUAUCCUCCUUUGUGCGUGGGGACCCAGACCCCAGUCCUACAAACGGAGCUGUGCAGCACCCAGCUGCAGCACCAGGCCUGCACAAGCAGCACGCGGCCGCUUUGCAACAUCAGGGCAGCAAGACCUUGCGCCUUCAACCCGCUCCCACCCACGUCCCUCACUGCUUUGGCCUCACCAAAGCACCGGCUGUGGGGAACACUCCCCAACACACGUUUAUUUUGGAUUCUGGGCUGGUUUUGGCCUUCCUGUGCUGCAGCUGCUGUCAAUCUCAGCUAAACCCCACUGCACAGAACCAGCUCGAAGAGGAAAAUCAACCCACGGUCUUGUGCUAUUAACUCAGUGAAUGUUUUGGAUCUGCAGCCUACCUUAAAUGUCGUGCCACUAGUUUAAACCCAAGUGAGAAUAACUCCUGUGGGUUUAUUCAAUGAAAUCUAACACGUCCCGACGCCCACGGUAAAGACGGCACAGCAUCGCUUUGACAAGCAAGUGACAGCAGUCUCGCUCCACUCGGGCUGAUGUGUCGUUCUGUCGUUGCCUAGAUCAGCCGAACACACGCUUCCGCCAGUCCUUCCGAAACCACUCACGGUGCGCUCGUACUUCCCGGCGCGUUCGCUGUCCUCCGGACCGCUGCGAAACUUUGCACAGUUCCUGCACAAAGCAGCAUCGUAUGUUGUUUCAACUGCACAAGAAUGUCCUUUGAAAGUGCAUUUUAGAUUUAAAUACGCUAUUUAGAUCAAAGGUGGGCUUAUAUUUUUCCAGCCUUAAAGUUUAUACUUUCUGUAAGUCAAAUGUCUUACACAACGAAUUUCAGGCAUAUUUUACUUAUAACAAUGGAGUUUGUCUUAUAUUUUAGAUCGUGAAUUUGAAUCCUGUAGUUCACUUUUUCUGUUCAUUUUUAAAUAUUCCAAUAUUUUGUGGGUUUUUAAAGUGAAAUUUGAUGUCUUUCAUUAGUGAUCUAAGACAACAGUGCCUGCAAAAUGCAGGUUACGUGUUAUGAGCUUCCUGCAUUCUGUGCAUUGGAACUGGGAAUGUGAUAAGUGCUCCUUUAUUGGAAUAUACAGGAAUAUUUUAACCAACUUACUUAAACGAGCGUGUGUGUGUGCGUGUGUGCAUACAGACAUAAAUAUGCAGAAAGAUGUUUGAAGAUAGUGUCAUGUAAUAGCAUAGAAUUUUUAUAUUAUUAUUAUUAUAUUAAUAAAAAGUUUAGUAUCGUCCUUA